Messenger RNA from Lepus europaeus (European hare), 2204 nucleotides. It is a transcript of the gene LEO1, whose product is annotated as LEO1 homolog, Paf1/RNA polymerase II complex component. Gene Ontology annotation, molecular function: RNA polymerase II C-terminal domain phosphoserine binding. The transcript has 12 exons. Bases 62 to 2065 code for a protein of 667 amino acids. Gene Ontology annotation, biological process: transcription elongation by RNA polymerase II; positive regulation of transcription elongation by RNA polymerase II. The record is from RefSeq and is a predicted model, not a curated record. NCBI's taxonomy places the organism in Eukaryota, Metazoa, Chordata, Mammalia, Lagomorpha, Leporidae. Gene Ontology annotation, cellular component: nucleus; Cdc73/Paf1 complex.
CGUGCCGUAAAGACCGGCGUGGAGCCGCCCCCAGCCGAGGCUGCAGCGGACGUGAGCGGCAAUGGCGGAUAUGGAGGAUCUGUUCGGGAGUGACGCCGACAGCGAUGCGGAGCGUAAAGAUUCUGAUUCUGGAUCUGACUCAGACUCCGAUCAAGAGAACGCUGCUUCUGGCAGCAACGCCUCUGGGAGUGAAAGCGAUCAAGAUGAAAGGGGCGACUCGGGACAACCAAGUAAUAAGGAAUUGUUUGGCGAUGACAGUGAGGAUGAGGGCGCCUCUCAUCACAGCGGCAGCGAUAACCACUCGGAAAGGUCGGACAACAGGUCAGAGGCCUCGGAGCGUUCUGACCACGAAGACAACGAACCCUCCGAUGUAGAUCAGCACAGUGGGUCGGAAGCCCCCAACGAUGAUGAAGAUGAGGGCCACAGAUCGGAUGGAGGGAGCCAUCACUCCGAAGCGGAAGGUUCUGAAAAAGCACAUUCGGAUGACGAAAAAUGGGACAGGGAAGAUAAAAGUGACCAGUCAGACGACGAGAAGACCCACAAUUCCGACGACGAGGAGCGGGCCCAAGGGUCUGAUGACGAUAAGCUGCAGAAUUCCGACGACGAGGAGAAAAUGCCGAACACAGAUGACGAGGAGAGGCCCCAGCUGUCUGAGGAGGAGAGGCAGCAGCUGUCUGAGGAGGAAAAGGCUAACUCUGAUGACGAGCGGCCAGCAGCCUCCGAUAAUGAAGACGAGAAGCAGAAUUCGGACGACGAGGAACGGCCGCCGAUGUCUGAUGAGGAGAAAAUGCAAAACUCUGAUGAGGAGCGGCCGCAGGCCUCAGAUGAAGAACACAGACAUUCGGACGAGGAGGAGGAGGAGCAGGACCGUAAGUCAGAAUCUGCAAGAGGCAGUGAUAGUGAAGAUGAAGUUUUACGAAUGAAGCGCAAGAACGCAAUUGCAUCUGAUUCAGAAGCGGAUAGUGACGCUGAGGUGCCGAAAGAUAAUAGUGGAACCAUGGAUCUAUUUGGAGGUGCAGAUGAUAUAUCUUCAGGGAGUGAUGGAGAAGAUAAGCCACCUACUCCAGGACAACCUAUUGAUGAAAAUGGAUUGCCUCAGGAUCAACAGGAGGAGGAGCCAAUUCCCGAGACCAGAAUAGAAGUAGAAAUACCCAAAGUAAAUACAGAUUUAGGAAACGACUUAUAUUUUGUUAAACUGCCCAACUUUCUCAGUGUAGAGCCCAGACCUUUUGAUCCCCAAUAUUAUGAAGAUGAAUUUGAAGAUGAGGAAAUGCUGGAUGAAGAAGGUAGAACGAGGUUAAAAUUGAAGGUGGAAAAUACCAUACGAUGGAGGAUCCGCCGGGAUGAAGAAGGAAAUGAGAUCAAAGAGAGCAACGCUCGGAUCGUUAAGUGGUCAGACGGAAGCAUGUCCCUGCAUUUGGGCAACGAAGUGUUUGACGUGUACAAAGCUCCACUGCAAGGGGACCACAAUCAUCUUUUUAUAAGACAAGGUACCGGUCUCCAGGGACAAGCCGUCUUUAAAACGAAACUCACGUUCAGACCUCACUCUACAGACAGUGCCACACAUAGAAAGAUGACGCUGUCACUCGCAGAUAGGUGUUCCAAGACACAGAAGAUUAGAAUCCUACCAAUGGCUGGCCGUGAUCCUGAAUGCCAGCGCACAGAAAUGAUUAAGAAAGAAGAAGAACGCUUGAGGGCUUCCAUCCGGCGGGAGUCUCAGCAGCGGCGAAUGAGAGAGAAACAGCACCAGCGGGGCCUGAGUGCUAGUUACCUGGAACCUGACCGCUAUGAUGAGGAGGAGGAAGGCGAGGAGUCCAUCAGCCUGGCUGCCAUUAAAAACAGAUACAAAGGGGGCAUUCGAGAGGAGCGAGCCAGAAUCUACUCCUCAGACAGUGACGAGGGAUCCGAAGAGGAUAAGGCUCAGAGGUUACUCAAAGCAAAGAAGCUCAACAGCGAUGAGGAAGGUGAACCUUCUGGGAAGAGAAAAGCAGAAGAUGACGAUAAAGCAAAUAAAAAGCAUAAGAAGUAUGUGAUCAGUGACGAGGAGGAAGAGGACGACGACUGAAGUACAAAAUGUGAAGGCAUUUUAUAUAUUGUAUUGUACAGCUUGUUUUAUAAAUAUGAUGUAAACAUGAGUUAUUUUGAUCCAAAUGAAUUGAUUUGCCUUUGUGUAAUUUCUAAUUGUAAUAAAAAAUAUAUCAUUU